Acanthoscelides obtectus is the source of this 2434-nucleotide messenger RNA. The record is from the annotation of a GenBank genome assembly. NCBI's taxonomy places the organism in Eukaryota, Metazoa, Arthropoda, Insecta, Coleoptera, Chrysomelidae.
GUUCACAAUAGCACUUUAAUUUUUACUGAUGGUUGGUGACGUGCAGUUUUUUGUGUGCUUCAUUUAUUUUUGUGUGACAACUUUUAAAAGGAUAUUUCGAGAUGAGUGCCUUAUUAGACGAGUGCCAAUUACCAAGAAAAUGGACAAAAAGGGCUUUAUCGGUUUCUGAAAAAGAAACUAUUAUAAAUAUUUAUAUAGCUUCUCGGGACCACUAUCCCAAUGAAACUCAGACAGACCUUGUAGCCUUUGCUUCAAGGGCAUCAGGAGCAUCAAGUAGCAGUGUAUAUAAAAUUUUGGCAGAGUACAAAAGAAGUAACAGUCUUUCUCCUCCCAAAGGUUACCUUAGAGCCAGAGUAGUUUUGGACGUAUCACAAGAAACUAAGGCAUUAUUCCGAGGAAAAAUCCACGAAUUUUUCUUCCGAAAUGAUCCACCUACAUUCGACAACAUUUCGUUAUCAAUAAACGAAGACGACGACUUGCCAAACUUCAAAAGAUAGACGUUGGCUACAUUGAUGAAGGAACUUAAUUUUCGGAAGGAAGCAAAAUAGCAUCUUAAAAGACGAGAUAAUAUGGUGGAGACGUAGAUACUUACGCGAAAUCUAUAAGUAUAGAGAAGAAGGCAGGAAGAUAUACUACCUAGACAAGACUUGGCUCAAUGCAGGGCACACUGUUAGCAAAGUAUGGGUGGAUUCAUCAGUUGAGCAUCCACGGCAAGCCUUCCUGGAAGGUCUCUCAACGUACCUCUUAAGUAAUGUGUGGCAUUUGGGCAGUUUUUGGAUCAACAUCUAAUUUGCACUCACAAUGUUCCAAAACAUUUUGCAAAAUAUCACAUAGAGGCCCAGAUGCAUGGAGAUUGGAAUAUGAUCAGAGGGUGAAAAACUGUUGCAUUGGAUUUCACAGGUUAACAAUUGUCGACACUACUUAUGGAAUGCAGCCUAUGAAACUUCAUAAAUUCCCUUAUUCUAUGUUGAUAUGCAAUGGAGAAUUGUAUAACUGUAAAAAGUUGGGUCAACAGUAUGGAUUUGAUUACGAAACCUACAACGACGUAGAAUGUAUCUUGCACUUGUAUCACAAAUUUGGAAUAGAGGAAUGCGUUAAAAAUCUGGAUGGAGUAUUCGGAUUCUGCAUAAUCGAUAUCGGCAAACAAAAAGUCUUCCUGGGUAGAGAUCCAUUUGGUGUCCGACCUUUAUUCACAGUAUUGAACGAGGCUGGUGUACUUGGCAUCUGUUCGGAAGCUAAAGGAUUGAUUGAAAUUGAAUAUGAUUUGAAAGGAGAUAGAAAAAAACUGGAGCCCUUUGCACCAGGAACUUUUGAAGAGUACGAUCUUUUGGAAAACGGAACAGUCAAACUAGUGCAAAGUAAACGAUAUUUCUCGCCUGGCGAUAGACCUGCAUUUGAGCCAUUUAUACUCUACGAAGACUUGAAACCAAACGACCAUACUGGCAAUAUUAGGAAACUUCUCAUAUCAGCUGUUCGAAAGAGGCUUAUGUCCGAUAGAAGGAUUGGCUGUCUUCUUUCUGGUGGUCUCGAUUCGUCACUUGUCGCUGCAUUGCUGGUCAAAGAAGCUAAGGCCGCUAAUGUGCCUUACAAGAUUCAGUCAUUUGCUAUUGGAAUGGGCGAUAGUCCGGACCUUAAGGCAGCAAGAUUGGUUGCGAAACAUAUAGGCACGGAGCAUCACGAGAUAAAGUUCACAGAGGAAGAUGUAGCCAGGGUUUUGGACGAUGUGAUUUACUACCUGGAAACACCCGAUAUAACCACAAUCAGAGCUUCGAUUGCCAUGUAUUUGAUUUCUGCGUAUAUUUUGGAAAACACUGACACCACAGUUAUAUUUAGCGGCGAAGGGGCCGAUGAAGUUGCGCAAGGAUAUAUUUACUUCAGAGAUGCUCCAAAUGCUGAUGCUGCCCAUGAAGAUAGUUUGAGACUGUUGAAAGAAAUUUAUAUGUUUGAUGGUUUGAGAGCAGAUAGGACUACCGCCGCAAAAAGCUUAGAACUUCGAGUCCCUUUCCUUGAUCUACAAUUCACAAACUACUAUUUGAACAUUGAACCAGAGUUGAAACAACCAAAGGAUACGGUCGAAAAGUAUCUUUUGAGGUCUGCUUUCGAGGGAACAGAUCUUCUCCCCGAUGAAAUUCUUUGGAGACAUAAAGAAGCCUUCAGCGAUGGUGUGGCAUCAAAGAAAAAGUCCCUUUUCAACAUCCUCCAAGAAAUCGUAGAGAAACGGAAGCCAGAACCGUUUGAUCAAGAAACGGUAUCUAAGAAGUACCCUCACUGCACGCCAAAAACCAAAGAAUCGUUAUAUUACAGAGAAGUAUUUGAAAAGACGUUUCCUGACGUGGCCGAAAAUUUCCUGCCCCAUUUUUGGAUGCCGAGAUGGGUAGAAGGCGUCACAGAUCCAUCAGCUAGGUUUAUCAAGCAUUAUGCUGCUGAUAAAUAA